Rotaria sp. Silwood2 is the source of this 2016-nucleotide messenger RNA. Lineage: Eukaryota; Metazoa; Rotifera; Eurotatoria; Philodinida; Philodinidae. The record is from the annotation of a GenBank genome assembly.
UCAAGUCAAUCCUACAUGCUCACUCUUAUCCCAGAUUCUUGUUUUCGACAUUUUUAUUUUCGAUAUUUUUCCCUUUCGACAUUUUUCCUUUCUGCCUUUUUCCAUCCAUUCUUUUUUUCGAUCAUAUGUUAUUAAUGUAAUAAAAAAUAGCUUUAAGUAGGAUAUUCUUUUCCAAGAAAAGAAAAAGAAGUGAAAAAACAACGGAGUCGAGUUUGAGGGGAACUCUCCUUAUUGGGAAUGAACUUAUUCAAUUAUUCUUUAGGUUUUAUUAUUUUGUUGGUAACACUGUUUCGAAGACGAUGAUCAACAAACGUGAGCAAUUUUCAAAGCAUGAUGCACAUUUUUAUUUAUUUGAAUAUCUUGAAACAGUUUUUACAAGCACUAAAGAAUAAAAUGAUACAUACCAGGCACGCACCCAGAAAUUUUCUGAAGGAAGAGCCCAAACUUAUGAGGGGGCCCCCAUGGAAAAAUUAAAAAAUUCACCAGGGAAAAAUGUCUACCUGUUCAUCCCUACAGGCGUUUUCAGUCCUGGGGAGGGACCCGAUUCGCAUGCUCCCCCUUCGGUGUGUGUCUGAUACAUACCGUAGUCGAGUCCAUCAGUGCAAGUCUGAUACAAGCUUUCCAGCCAAAUCUAUAUGCCCUAAUGAAUGAAAUUCAAGUAAAUAAGGGUAAAUCAAUAAGAGUUGUACGGAGAAUAUGCGGCUAUGCAUUCCACUAAUAAUGUAUUGAGAGGAUAUUCAAGACACUACCGAUAUCUUCAGAUUUUACAUUAAAAAUGACCCCAUGAACCCGUUCUACAGAGAAUCGAAUGUGUGGUUCAAUGAUAAUGAUAGGGGUGCGGGUGUGGGUAUAUAAGUGUGGAUCUGGGAUUUGGGAGUUCUUUUUGUACCCGACACAGUUUCACAAGAACCCACACCCACAUCCACACACCCACACCCACACCCACCCCUGUUUGUUCAACAAUUACCAAAUUGAAUAUUGAUGUCAAUGAUUUUGAUGAUUGUCUUUAUUUUCUUGAUGGACGUUUUGAUUCUUUAUCAACAUUGAUCAUUUAUAUUCAGACAAUUUCUUCUUCAUUAUCAAAUAUUGAUAACACAGUAAGAAUAUAUUUAAUAAUUGUAUAUACAUAAACAUUAUAUCAGAAAUAUAUCCUUUCUUCUUUUUUCUUUAUAGAGACAACUUACCAAACUAAAAUGUUUAUCUUUAAUAAAAAAUUGUCGAACACAAUUUUAUGAUAGUAGAGUUGUUCCAUUACUAUGUCGAAUGUCAAAUCUUGAAGAAUUAACAUUAUAUCUAUCGAUACAAAGAACUGAAUCGACUCAUAUUGAUGGAGAUCAUUUAUACAAUGAAAUUUUUAUUCAUAUGCCACAAUUAAAAAAAAUUAUUUUCAGUAUAAAUACUCUUGUUAUCAACAAGAAUAUUCGAAUUAAUCUUCCAUCAAACAAUGAUAUUCAACGUAGUUUUAUCGAAAGAGGAUAUCAACAAAUUGCUUCAUAUACUCACAAAGACUCAAUAGAAGAAAAAAGUACAUGCCAUAUCUAUUCACUUCCAUAUCAAUUUGAUAGGUUUUACAAUAUGAAUUGUCAUUUUCAAGGUGGAAUAUUUGAUAAAGUUCAAAUAGUGAUGAUGACUGAUAGAGACCAUCCUUUUGAACAAGAAUUUUUUCAACUCGUCUCGAAUUGUUUUCCUUUUCUUCGAAAACUAUCUAUAUCUAGUUAUCAACCACAAAAAAGAAAACAACAAUUAUGCCCAAUUAUCACAUUUCCUUAUCUUCAUUGUUUGAUUCUUCGAAGUGCAAAUGUUGAUUAUGCUGAUCAAUUUCUGAAUGAUACUAAAAUUCAUCUGCCUUGUUUGUUAGAACUUAGAAUAACAUAUGAAUCAUUAGUAAUGAUAACAUACAAUUUUACCAAUGAUACAACACGUCUUACUUGUGCUCGUUUGCGAACUCUUACUAUAUAUGGUUCAUAUGUUCGUCCAGAAAAUUUUCAUACAUAUUUUCCUUUAUGUAACAUGUAA